CCUCCUCCUCCUCCUCCCCGGACCCGGCGGACUCACUGUCAUGGCGGCGCCCUGCAGGAGGAUCAUCUCACGGUGAAACGCGACUCAAAACAGUUUCUCCAAGAUGAGCUGAGAGGAAAGAGGAGAAGGUAUGUAUGUGAUGUCAUCAGUGAUGCGGGCGGCCCGAGGGCUCGUCCACGUUGAGCCCUUCCUGCUCAGCAACUUCCUGUCCCCUCCCUCCCUGUGUCCUGCGCGGAGCUCCGCCCCCUUGCUCGCCUCUCUACAGAACAGGAGGUUCGCCUCGAAACAGGGCAAAGGUCAAAAGACGCCAAAGGUCAAACCCAAGGUGGACAAACAGGAAGUGGAGAUCCGACAGGGGAUGACGGCGGCGGCUCUUGCUGAGGCCAUGGACAAAGACUUCGAUCAUGUGUUGGAGGCUCUGCUGAACACCUCGGUGGACGUGGACUAUCUGGAACCGGACUCGAUUCUGGAGGAGCGUUGGAUUAAGGAGGUGGUGACCAGAUCAGGGAUGAAGUUCAAAUGGGCCAAACUAAGCACGAGCAAAGAGAGACCCAACAGAGACGUCCACAGGAGACCCCCGGCUGACCCGUCCCUUCUGGUGCCUCGGCCCCCGGUGGUCACCAUCAUGGGUCAUGUGGACCAUGGUAAAACCACCCUGCUGGACAGUCUGAGGAAGAGCCAGAUCGUUUCCACCGAGGCCGGAGGGAUCACACAGCACAUUGGAGCCUUUCUGGUCCAGCUGCCUACAGGUGAGAGGAUCACCUUCCUGGACACCCCGGGCCAUGCCGCCUUCUCCUCCAUGAGGGCCCGCGGAGCCGACGCCACCGACAUCGUCAUCCUGGUGGUGGCGGCCGAUGACGGCGUCAUGAACCAGACGGUGGAGUCCAUCCAGCACGCCAAGAGGGCCAAAGUCCCGAUUAUCGUAGCCAUCAAUAAGUGCGACAAACCUCAGGCUGACGCCCAGAGAGUCAAACAGGAGCUUCUUGCCCACGACGUGGUGUGUGAGGAGUUUGGAGGAGACGUCCAGGCCAUUCACGUCUCUGCCCUGAAGGGCGACAACCUGCUGGCGCUGGCCGAAGCCACGGUGGCGUUGUCUGAGGUUCUGGAGCUGAAGGCGGAACCCAGCGGUGCCGUAGAAGGACUCGUCAUCGAGAGCCGCACUGACAAAGGCAAAGGGCCUGUAACGACAGCCAUCGUCCAGCGGGGGACGCUGAAGCGUGGCUGCGUCCUGGUCGCAGGUAAAUGUUGGGGCAAAGUCCGGUUCAUGUUUGACGAGAACGGCCGAGCGUUGCAGGAGGCUGGACCUAGCACUGCGGUGGAGGUGGUCGGCUGGAAGGAGCUGCCGUCUGCUGGGGAGACCAUCCUGGAGGUGGAGUCUGAGCAACAAGCGAGGGAGGUGGUGGACUGGAGAACCCAUGAGGAGGAGCAGCUGAAGCUUCAGGAACAUCAAAGCGCCAUCGAGCUGAAGCAGAAGCUUCACCGGGAGGAGUACCUCCAAGAAAGGGAGCAUCUGUCACACCUGAACUGGAGGCAGAGGAAGUUGGCUAUCAGCCGGGCCAACAGGACCAAGUUCUCCAUGAGAUCCAAUGAGAGGACGAACAGCGACAAGCCCAGCCUGCCGCUCAUCAUCAAAGGUGACGUGGACGGCUCGGUGGAGACCAUCCUGAACAUCCUGGACACUUAUGACGCUGAGGAGCAGUGUCAGCUGGACGUGGUCCACUUUGGUAUUGGAGACAUCUCGGAGAACGACGUCAACAUGGCGGAAACGUUUGGAGGUUCCAUCUACGGCUUCAACGUGGCGGCGAGCCGGUCUAUCGAGCAGCUGGCGGCGAAGCACGGCGUUCCGCUGCGACUUAACAACGUCAUCUACAAAAUGUUCGAUCAGCUGAAGGAUGAGUUGAGCAGUAAACUCCCGGUACUCGUCUCUGAGGACGUCGUCGGUGAGGCGACGGUUCUCGCCAUGUUUCACGUCACUGUGGGGAAGAAGAAGGUUCCUGUGGCCGGCUGCAGGGUUCAGAAAGGCAAGCUGGAACGACGCCUCAAGUUCCGAUUGAUCCGAGGACAGGAAACCAUCUGGGAGGGUUCUCUGGUGGCGUUGAAGCACCACAAGGAUGACGUCCCCAUGGUGAGCAUGGGGAUGGAGUGCGGUCUGUCGGUGGACGGCGACGUCGACAUCAGAACCGGCGACGUCAUUGUUUGUUUCCAGGAGCAGGACUCUCCACAGGUCACUUCCUGGGACCCCGGGUUCUAACGUCCCAUCAUGCCUUGCUGCUCGGAGAACGAGCCAACACUGACAAAAGAUCUGAAUGUUUGUGAUUUAUUAUUUCAGACAGAAACAAAGAGACAUCUGAGUAAAAAGAACGUUUAAUGUUUUGUUUCAGAAACAUUUUAAUAAAGAAUCAAAUAGUCCUGA
This is a messenger RNA of Mugil cephalus (flathead mullet), 2413 nucleotides long. RefSeq names its product mitochondrial translational initiation factor 2 (gene mtif2). Gene Ontology annotation, molecular function: GTP binding; translation initiation factor activity; GTPase activity. NCBI's taxonomy places the organism in Eukaryota, Metazoa, Chordata, Actinopteri, Mugiliformes, Mugilidae. Gene Ontology annotation, biological process: translational initiation. The record is from RefSeq and is a predicted model, not a curated record. The transcript is spliced from 14 exons. Bases 131 to 2251 code for a protein of 706 amino acids.